Molecule: messenger RNA, 4418 nt
Organism: Diorhabda carinulata
Lineage: Eukaryota; Metazoa; Arthropoda; Insecta; Coleoptera; Chrysomelidae
Gene: Sf3b1
Product: splicing factor 3B subunit 1
Exons: 15
Coding region: 819-4367 (1182 amino acids)
Biological process (GO): spliceosomal complex assembly
Cellular component (GO): U2-type prespliceosome; catalytic step 2 spliceosome; U2 snRNP
Molecular function (GO): mRNA binding
Source: RefSeq, a predicted model, not a curated record
GAAAGUAUACAAAAUGAUUAAGCAUGCUGAUUCGACAAUGUUUAAUUUUUUGUAGUAACUAAUAUAAAUGAAAAAAUUAAUAUUUUGUUAUGAAUUUUCUCAUUUUACAAUUUAUAAAAUGUUACACAUCCAUUUUAAUGUGGUUCAAAAUUAUCAUACUGUAUUCUAUCAUUUAGGAAAAAUUAGACAUGUGUUUAAUCGACUUUACUUAUAAGGUACAAGAGAUAUGUUGAAAAUAUAAAUUUUUUUUGAAUGAAUUUUGAACAAUCUAUUUUAUUUUUAUUAUGAAUGUGUCUGUAAUUAUUACACUCGGUUUUGGUUGAGUUUUUCUGUAAUAAAGUUGGAAUUUUGAUUUUUAUGAGACAUUAUUCAACUUAUCUCUUCAAAUGGUAUAAAAUUUUGGGGUAUAUGCAAGUCAGUGUGAAUAAGAUUGAGUGAAUGUUUAUAUAUUAAAACUUCAUUUUUAAACAGAUUAUUGAUUAUACUAUCAACUACAGUACAGAAAAAAACUAAUAUAAUGCUUUUGUUGUUCGGGGAAAGUCAACAUUUAGGUUAGACCUUUUGGAGAAAUACCUUAAGAAACGAGAAAGCAGGUAGACAUCUUUAAUGUACAGAGAUAGUGGUAACCAAAAUAAUGAUGAUUCAUUUUGAAAGUGUGAAAGAGAGUGUGUAAAGUUUAGAAAAAAUUAUUAAUUACCCCAGCCUAUUUCUAGGUACGAUAGACCAAGUUGUUUUUCAAGAAACUACGAGUUUUGUGAUGGGGCUCCCAAACACGUGGGAAAACUCCAGACUUCCAAACCAGGAACUACUCUCAGAUUAUGAAAGAGCAAAUGCUCAAAGGUGAAGAAGCCGAAAUACGCAAAAAGAUUUUGGAAAGAGCAAAAGAUGGUACAUUGAAAGUUACUAAUGGAGAUUCGAAACCUGCUCCAAAAAAACGUGGCAGAUGGGAUCAAACAGUUGAUGAAGUUAUAGUACCUCAAAAAAAGAAAACUUUAAGUGUGUCCACCACUAGUCUCGGUAAUCAGAGUACUCACAGUACAUCCGCUACUCCAGUUUGGGAAGGAGAUAAAACUCCAUCUGACAUACGUUGGGAUGAAACUCCAGGACACAAAGGUAGUGAAACUCCGGGCGCAACACCCGGACAAUCUACCAGAAUAUGGGAUGCUACUCCUGGUCCAGCAACGCCGGGUAGAGAAACUCCAGGUCACGGAGAUAAAAGUACUUCAAGAAGAAAUCGAUGGGAUGAAACACCUAAAACCGAACGAGAAACACCUGGGCAUUCAAGUGGUUGGGCUGAAACACCCAGAACAGACAGAACAGGUGCGGAUCUUAUUCAAGAAACUCCUACUCCUGGUGCGUCCAAGAGAAGAUCCAGAUGGGAUGAAACGCCGUCGGCAACUCCUUCGCAAGUUAUGACACCAGGAGCUAUGACACCCACAACUCCACAUGGUACUCCUCAUGGAACUCCUAGUCAUGCUGGUCAAUCUACUCCAAUGCUAACCCCUGGAGGUAGUACUCCAGUUGGUACUAAAGCUAUGGGUAUGGCUACACCCACGCCAGGUCAUCUAGCGUCAAUGACACCUGAACAACUUCAAGCUUAUAGAUGGGAAAGAGAAAUAGACGAACGCAAUCGUCCUUAUUCAGAUGAAGAAUUAGAUGCUAUGUUCCCUCCUGGAUAUAAAAUUCUCCCACCUCCUGCUGGUUAUAUUCCUAUAAGAACGCCAGCUAGAAAACUGACAGCUACACCAACACCUAUGAUUGGGGGUACACCUACUGGCUUCUUCAUGCAGGCUGAGGAUAAGAGUGCUAAAUAUUUAGAUAACCAACCAAAGGGACAAAAUCUACCAUUUAUGAAACCAGAAGAUGCCCAAUAUUUUGAUAAAUUACUUGUUGAUGUGGACGAGGAAAGUUUAAGUCCUGAAGAACAAAAAGAAAGAAAAAUCAUGAAACUUCUAUUGAAAAUUAAAAAUGGAACACCUCCUAUGCGUAAAGCAGCUCUAAGGCAAAUUACUGAUAAGGCAAGAGAAUUCGGAGCUGGACCUUUAUUCAAUCAAAUAUUACCUUUAUUGAUGAGUCCCACUUUGGAAGAUCAGGAAAGGCAUUUGUUGGUAAAAGUCAUAGAUAGGAUUUUAUACAAAUUAGAUGAUUUGGUAAGACCUUAUGUUCACAAAAUUCUUGUUGUAAUUGAACCGUUGCUGAUUGAUGAAGAUUACUAUGCUCGUGUUGAAGGUCGUGAGAUAAUUUCUAAUCUUGCCAAAGCUGCUGGUUUAGCCACUAUGAUCUCCACAAUGAGACCAGAUAUUGACAACAUUGAUGAAUAUGUCAGAAAUACCACCGCAAGAGCGUUUGCCGUCGUGGCAUCCGCCUUAGGAAUACCCUCACUUCUGCCUUUCUUGAAAGCCGUAUGCAGAUCAAAGAAAUCUUGGCAAGCCAGACAUACUGGUAUCAAAAUUGUUCAACAGAUAGCUAUUUUGAUGGGUUGCGCCAUUUUGCCACAUUUAAAAUCAUUGGUGGAAAUUAUUGAACAUGGAUUAGUUGAUGAACAGCAGAAAGUUAGGACGAUUACAGCGUUGGGUAUUGCUGCUCUUGCUGAAGCUGCUACUCCAUAUGGUAUUGAAAGCUUCGAUUCCGUUUUGAAACCUCUGUGGAAAGGUAUCCGAACACAUCGUGGUAAAGGUUUGGCGGCAUUCCUUAAAGCCAUUGGUUAUUUGAUUCCACUUAUGGACGCUGAAUAUGCCAACUACUAUACCAGAGAAGUAAUGUUGAUCCUUAUUAGAGAGUUUCAGUCACCCGAUGAGGAAAUGAAGAAGAUUGUAUUGAAGGUAGUCAAACAAUGUUGUUCUACCGAUGGUGUGGAAGCUCAAUAUAUCAAAGAAGAAAUUUUGCCACAGUUCUUCAAACAUUUCUGGAAUCAUAGAAUGGCGUUGGACAGACGUAACUAUAGGCAAUUGGUUGAUACUACAGUUGAGAUUGCUAAUAAGGUAGGAGCUUCUGAAAUUAUUAAUAGAAUAGUGGAUGAUCUUAAAGAUGAAAAUGAAGCUUACAGAAAGAUGGUUAUGGAGAGUAUUGAAAAAAUAAUGGGUAAUCUUGGAGCAGCUGACAUCGAUUCAAGGUUAGAAGAACAACUUAUCGAUGGUAUCCUAUACGCAUUUCAAGAACAGACUACAGAGGAUGUGGUUAUGUUGAACGGUUUUGGUACUAUUGUCAAUCAGCUUGGAAAACGUGUCAAACCUUAUUUACCUCAAAUUUGUGGUACGAUCUUGUGGAGAUUAAACAACAAAUCAGCAAAAGUUCGUCAACAAGCAGCCGAUUUAAUCUCUAGAAUAGCUGUAGUGAUGAAAACAUGUCAAGAAGAAAAACUUAUGGGGCAUUUGGGAGUAGUACUAUAUGAAUAUUUGGGAGAAGAAUAUCCCGAAGUAUUAGGUUCUAUACUAGGAGCGCUGAAAGCGAUAGUAAAUGUCAUAGGCAUGACAAAAAUGACACCUCCUAUUAAGGAUCUUUUACCUCGUUUGACUCCAAUUUUAAAGAAUAGACACGAGAAAGUACAAGAAAACUGUAUAGAUUUAGUAGGACGUAUCGCCGAUAGAGGACCAGAAUAUGUAUCAGCUAGAGAAUGGAUGAGAAUUUGUUUUGAGCUUUUGGAAUUGCUCAAAGCUCAUAAGAAAGCUAUAAGAAGAGCUACAGUUAAUACUUUUGGUUAUAUCGCCAAAGCUAUAGGUCCUCACGAUGUACUUGCCACUCUCUUGAACAAUUUAAAAGUACAAGAACGUCAAAAUCGUGUGUGUACAACUGUGGCUAUAGCUAUUGUCGCCGAAACUUGUUCCCCUUUCACUGUUCUUCCAGCUCUAAUGAACGAAUAUCGAGUUCCAGAACUCAAUGUUCAAAAUGGCGUUUUGAAAUCACUUUCGUUUUUAUUUGAAUAUAUAGGAGAAAUGGGAAAAGAUUAUAUUUAUGCGGUAGCACCGCUUCUAGAAGAUGCCUUAAUGGACAGAGAUCUAGUACAUAGACAAACGGCAUGUGCUGCUAUCAAGCAUAUGGCUCUUGGUGUAUACGGGUUCGGAUGUGAAGACGCACUCAUUCAUCUCCUGAAUUAUGUUUGGCCUAAUAUAUUCGAAACUUCGCCGCAUUUAGUUCAAGCUUUUAUGGAUGCUAUUGAAGGUAUGCGUGUAGCCUUAGGACCUAUCAAAAUUCUUCAAUAUACUCUACAGGGUUUGUUUCAUCCAGCCAGGAAAGUGAGAGAUGUGUAUUGGAAAAUUUAUAACUCUCUAUACAUUGGAGGCCAAGACACACUAGUGGCAGGAUAUCCAAGGAUAACAAACGAUCCAAAGAAUCAGUAUAUCAGAUAUGAAUUGGAUUAUGUCUUAUAAUUGUUUAGUAAAUGUUUAGUAUUGAAUAAACGAGUGGUGUUAAGAUUUCAA